Mesocricetus auratus (golden hamster) is the source of this 1008-nucleotide messenger RNA. Its product is annotated as cathepsin R. Lineage: Eukaryota; Metazoa; Chordata; Mammalia; Rodentia; Cricetidae. The coding region runs from base 1 to 1008 and encodes 335 amino acids. Gene Ontology annotation, biological process: immune response. Gene Ontology annotation, molecular function: cysteine-type endopeptidase activity. The transcript is spliced from 7 exons. The record is from RefSeq and is a predicted model, not a curated record. Gene Ontology annotation, cellular component: lysosome.
AUGAAGUCUGUACUCUUCCUGGCCAUGUUUUGCUUGGGAGUGUCCUCAGCUGCUCCAACACUUGAUCCCAGAUUGGAUGCUGAAUGGCAAAUAUGGAAGAUGAAAUAUGAAAAAUCAUACAGCCUGGAGGAAGAAGCAAUGAGGAAAGAAGUGUGGGGGAAAAACAUGGAACUUAUUAAAAAUCACAAUGGGGAGAAUGGCCUGGGUAAGAAUGGCUACACCAUGGAAAUAAACGAGUUUGGUGACAUGACUGAUGACGAAUUCAAGAGCACAAUGAUUGGUUCCCCAAUGAGAACUCACCACAGGGGGAAAGGCAUCUGGAAACGUGAUGUUGGUAACGUUGUUUUCCCCAAAUCUGUGAACUGGACAGAGAAAGGCUAUGUGACUCCUGUGAGGAAACAGGGAAACUGCAAUUCUUGUUGGGCAUUUUCAGUGACCGGUGCCAUAGAAGCACAGAUAAUCCGGAAAUUAGGCAAACUCACCCCUCUGAGUGUGCAGAACCUAGUGGACUGUUCUAAAUCUCAAGGAAAUAAUGGCUGUCUUUCGGGUGAUACAUACAAUGCCUUCCAGUAUGUUUUGCACAAUGGAGGUCUAGAGGCGGAAGCAACCUACCCAUAUGAAGGAAGAGAAGGACCAUGCAGGUCUAAUCCACAGAAUUCUAUUGCUGAAAUCACAGGAUUUGUGUCCCUCCCAGAAAGCGAGGAUAUCCUAAUGGGUGCUGUAGCAAGUAUUGGGCCCAUUUCUGCUGGCAUUGAUGCUUCCCACAGUUCAUUCAGGUUCUAUAAUAAAGGUAUUUAUCAUGAGCCAAAUUGCAGCAGUGAUUAUGUGACUCAUGGAAUUCUGGUGGUUGGCUAUGGCUUUGAGGGAAAUGAAACGGAUGGUAAUAACUACUGGCUGAUAAAGAACAGCUGGGGUAAAAAAUGGGGCCUGGGUGGCUACAUGAAAAUUGCCAAAGACAAGAACAACCACUGUGGAAUUGCUUCAUUUGCCCGCUACCCCACUGUGUGA